AUCUUUCUAGGGGGAUUUAGAGUAUAUCUUGUUGCUUUGAUGCCAUGCAGUCAUCACUCUGCAACAAGAAGAAACUUCACUAAAAAUCAAGUCUAGAAAAGAUUCGUGUUUUCCCUGUCGUUUUGCAUGGCUCGCUUGUAUCCACAUAUAUCACACCUCAGCCGUGCAGCACUUUUCUCCUAGUACUAGGGCAGCGGCAAAAGCAUGUCGAAGAAACAUCCGCAAGCUUCCAUGGCUUCUCCACACUUGGUUGUGGUUCCCCUGCCGCUCUAUGGCCACAUAUCCCCAAUGCUUCGAUUGUCACUCCAGCUCGCAUCACUGGGAAACAAAGUUACCUUCAUCGCCAGCGGAAGAACACAGGCUGCCACGCUCUCGGCAUUCGAGUCGAGCCUCUCCCACAUCGAUGACGCCGAAACGGUGCGUAGCGGGCUUAGCUUUGAGUUCAUUCCCGAUGAAGACAGCGUCGAGCUCGAGCAAGGCGGUGAGGAAGGACUCUGGGCCGUUUUGCGAUGGAUGAGCGCGCAGCACGGUACCGUAGAUCAAAUAGUCGAGUCGUCCGUUAGCCGCCACGGCCAGAUCUCCUGCGUGAUCCUCGACUUCCUCGCUCUCCACCUCAGGGACGUGGCUGACAAGCACAAUGCUUCAGUGGCUUUGUUUUGGACGCCAUCUCCGCCUUGGCUACUUCUCUGUCUCCAAGUAAAAGCUUUCGUGGAUGGCGGCUAUGCACCUCUCACGCCUUCCAAUGCUCUCUCCACUGUCUCGGGCCUCACCGGAGUUCCAGCUCUGUGUAACUAUAUGGACGUUCCAACGGCCCUGCUCAAGCCAAGAGAUCAGCAACUUGAAAGGACGCUAGAGCUGGCACAGUACCUGAUCGAGGCACCAUGGGUGAUCGUGAACACGAUCCCGGAGCUGGACUCUCAGUCUCUUGCUUGCAUCCGCCAACUCGGAGUGAAGCUGGUCACACUCGGUCCUUUGCUGCCAAUGGAUGAUCCGGUAGCUCCGGAUGAUCUUCCAAUCCUUUCCUGGCUGCACGAGAAACCACCUCUCUCAGUCCUCUACAUCUGCUUUGGAACGCUGGCGGAGCACUCCGCGGAGCAGCUCCAGGAACUCGCCAGCGCACUGGAAGAACUCAACCAAAAUCUCUUCUUCCUGUGGGCUUUGCGUCGAUCCCAGCAGCCGAGCUUGAGCGAGGAGUUCCAGCGAAGAACUUCUGCGAGAGGUAUGGUCGUUCCUUGGUGCUCGCAGCUCCAGAUUCUCAAGCAUCCCUCGAUUGGUGGAUUCGUCACGCACUGCGGCUGGAACUCCAUCCUGGAGAGCUUGAGCUGUGGAGUUCCACUGGUCGGCUGGCCAUCUAUCGCGGAGCAAAGCCUCAAUGCAAAGUACCUGGUGGAUGUGUGGAAGGUCGGCGCCAGGAUCAUCUCUCGCAAUCCAGAUGCCAGCACCAGGUUUGUCACUCAAUCCGAAAUAUCCGACGCCAUCGCCACUGUGAUGAUCGCCGAAGAAGGGCGCGAGAUGAGGAGACGAGCUCGCGAUAUCCAGAAGGCUGCCGAUCGAGCAAUGCGAUCUUCCCUAGUCGAGGCAAGACGCUGGGCACAAAGUUUCAAAAGUGCUGGGAAGUAGGGCUCUUAUCCUACCUGACAAAGAAU
This is a messenger RNA of Selaginella moellendorffii, 1646 nucleotides long. RefSeq names its product UDP-glycosyltransferase 85A5. Gene Ontology annotation, molecular function: UDP-glycosyltransferase activity. The record is from RefSeq and is a predicted model, not a curated record. The transcript has a single exon. Lineage: Eukaryota; Viridiplantae; Streptophyta; Lycopodiopsida; Selaginellales; Selaginellaceae. The coding region runs from base 205 to 1620 and encodes 471 amino acids.